Messenger RNA from [Torrubiella] hemipterigena, 831 nucleotides. The record is from the annotation of a GenBank genome assembly. Lineage: Eukaryota; Fungi; Ascomycota; Sordariomycetes; Hypocreales; Clavicipitaceae.
AUGGGCCUCCAGCCACCCGCAGUUGACGAUGUCCUCGUCACAUUCCCUACUCCUCAAAUUAUGCUCGUCACUAUAAACCGAGCCGCGGCUAUGAACGCCAUUACCCGCCCAAUGCAUACUCAGCUAGACAUUCUCUGGAGAUGGUACGACGCGCAGCCAUCGCUGCGAUGCGCUUUACUUACCGGAACUGGACGAGCAUUCUGCGCCGGUGCCGAUCUCAAGGAAUGGGACGACAAGAAUACAAAGGGCAUAAAGAGUAGCGGCGACGACCGAGAUCGCGGCUGGAAGGGCAGUGGAUUCGGCGGACUCAGCAACCGUCGCAGCAAGAAGCCAAUCGUGGGUGCCGUCAAUGGACUAUGCUUGGGUGGUGGCAUGGAGAUUGCACUGAACUUGGACAUGAUUAUCGCGUCCGAGGGUGCCAAGUUUGGAUUACCUGAAGUCAAGAUUGGCGUGGUUGCGAUUGCUGGUGCCUUGCCCCGUCUUAUACGUACCGUUGGUCGCCAACGAGCAUCAGAGAUGGCGCUUUUGGGGCGCAUGUACACAGCCAAGGAGAUGGAAGCCUGGGGAGUGGUUAACAAGAUUGUUCCUGCAAAGGAAGUGCUAAAAGAGGCAUUGAAAUGGGCGGCCGAAGUCAGCGGCAACUCGCCCGAUAGCGUUAUUGUGACAAUGGCUGGCCUUCUGGGAGGAUGGGAUGGCGAGGACCCCGUCAGCAGCACAAAUCGAGUUGAUGAGGGAAUUUAUAGGCAGCUCGAUGGCGGCGAGAAUCAGAAGGAAGGUGUUAAGAGCUUUGUUGAAAAGCGAAAGCCGGUAUAUCGAGACAGCAAGCUGUAA